Gastrolobium bilobum is the source of this 1453-nucleotide messenger RNA. Its product is annotated as UDP-rhamnose/UDP-galactose transporter 6. NCBI's taxonomy places the organism in Eukaryota, Viridiplantae, Streptophyta, Magnoliopsida, Fabales, Fabaceae. The transcript has 6 exons. Gene Ontology annotation, molecular function: UDP-galactose transmembrane transporter activity; antiporter activity. The record is from RefSeq and is a predicted model, not a curated record. The coding region runs from base 254 to 1222 and encodes 322 amino acids. Gene Ontology annotation, cellular component: Golgi apparatus.
UCGUACUACUGAGAAAAAGUAAGAAACUCCAAUCUCAAACAAAACUGAAACCUUAAACAGAAUCAAAAGCCACUCUUCUUUCUCUUCCUCCAUUCUCCAACGCUUCCACCAACAUAAGCACAGUGCCACCUUCAUUGACGGCUUCUCUGUUUGCAAGUUUAGUUGAAUGGCGUAAGUCAUUUGAAUGUGGAUGGAAUGUUAUGGAGUUUAGUUAGAAAACACCAGUGGUAAAGUUGUGAGAAGCUUAAAAAACAUGGCUCCAGCUAGCAAGGCUGAGAAAAAGGCUGCAGUGGAUGCAGCUGCAUGGAUGUUCAACGUUGUUACUUCUGUUGGAGUUAUCAUUGUAAACAAAGCUUUGAUGGCCACUUAUGGCUUCAGUUUUGCUACGACAUUAACAGGUCUACACUUUCUUACUACAACUUUGAUGACAAUCAUACUUAGGAUGCUGGGAUACAUCCAGGCUUCACAUUUACCCUUGCCAGAACUUCUAAAAUUUGUUUUAUUCGCUAACUUCUCUAUUGUUGGAAUGAAUGUUAGUCUAAUGUGGAACUCCGUUGGAUUUUAUCAAAUUGCAAAGUUAAGUAUGAUCCCUAUAUCCUGCCUAUUGGAAGUUGUUCUCGACAAGAUUCGGUAUUCAAGAGAUACUAAACUGAGCAUAUGUGUUGUUCUUUUGGGUGUCGGUGUUUGCACUGUUACUGAUGUGAGUGUUAACACAAGAGGAUUCAUUGCUGCCUUAAUAGCAGUAUGGAGCACUUCUUUGCAACAAUAUUAUGUUCAUUUUCUUCAACGAAAGUAUUCACUAAGUUCUUUCAACCUAUUGGGACAUACAGCACCUGCACAGGCUGCAUCACUACUGUUAUUAGGACCUUUUCUAGAUUAUUGGUUGACAAACAAAAGAGUUGACAGAUAUGAUUACAACACUGGCUCUUUGACGUUCAUAAUUAUGUCAUGCACUAUUGCAGUUGGUACCAACCUCAGCCAAUUUAUUUGCAUUGGGAGAUUCACUGCUGUUUCUUUUCAAGUACUGGGACAUAUGAAGACAAUACUUGUUUUAAUAAUGGGGUUCUUUUUCUUUGGGAAGGAGGGUCUCAAUCUCCAAGUGGUUUUUGGAAUGGUCAUAGCUGUAGUUGGAAUGAUUUGGUAUGGUAAUGCCUCAUCAAAACCUGGUGGAAAGGAACGUAGGAGUCAUUCUCUCCCUACCAACAAAACAGAAACACGAUAGUAUGACAUAGCAUUCACUGAUUUUGGUGUUUUUUUUAAGUGCAAUGGUUUUAUUUUCAAAAGAUGAGCAUAAGAAGAUAGGUGAUUCUAGGGAAAGUGUUUUAAAUUAUUUGAAUGUUAAACCUCAUUGGUUCUAAUUAUUUUUGCAGUCAUUAUGUAAUUCUUAAAAAUUUGAUUUCUUGUUUUGGAUUGUUAGGGCCACUGGAUACUCCCUUACAUAUAGGUGUAGGUU